UGCUGCUCACCAUCCAUCUCUCAUCUCUCAUCAUCAUCACUCGUUCUCUCGUCCUCGCCAUGCUCCAUCUCCUCGCCUCGCUACAGCGCAGGGCUGUCCUCAUCGCCCUCCUAGCAACUUUCAGCCUCAUCCUCAUCACCAUCUCCCACACCCACGAAUCCCUCCCAGACGUCCCAUUCCUCCCAAAAUGGCAGAAGGAGUUGCCGACCGUCCGCGCCGGACGCACAGUCUUGUACGAGAGCGCUGUCCACGACGAGGUUACUGGCGCAUUGGGGCAUUCGUUGAGUCAGAUCAACGUCGAGAUGACUUUUGCCAGUGAGUCGGGGUUGCCACUACUACGCGCGGUGAAGACAGGCGGAGAGGUAGACACGUUUGUUGCGGAACUUUGCCCAUGCUCCUACAAGUGCAACACCCCUACACCAUGUACACCCCCACAGGCGUGUAUAUCAUUGCUGUCGAGCUCGUCUAUUCGAUACCUUCGUACACUCUCGACACCAACAACACCACUGUCGCCCUCCUCUUUUGCGAUUACGACUCCUCUCUUCUCCCCCCACCUCCCCGAUAAGCUUCACAACAGUAACACCUAACACACGCAGCUCGCUUCCGCUUCAAGUUUGACCAAGUCUUGCGUGACAUUCUCCCCUACGAGCCAGAAAUCGUCUCCCAAAACCACGCCGAAAAAGUGCGCGAGUGGCUGCAAAAGGACGAGAUUGACAAUCUCAUCCUCACGACAUGUGAGUGGCGCAGACUCAGCUCCGUUGCUUGUCGACGACGCGCGUCUGACCACAGGCACCGACGGCCUCAAGCACUUCAACGAGGAUAU
Molecule: messenger RNA, 823 nt
Organism: Cutaneotrichosporon oleaginosum
Lineage: Eukaryota; Fungi; Basidiomycota; Tremellomycetes; Trichosporonales; Trichosporonaceae
Source: RefSeq, a predicted model, not a curated record